CUCCGCGCUUCCUGCCUUUGCUGAGGGACGCUGCUGACGGCUGGGAGGACGACCGGAGAGACCAGAAAGCUUUCAGGGGAGAGAAGAGAGUGGGAAUCGGCCCCGGGGUUUGCACCGUCCUUCGGGGGUCAAAAAAAAGAAACACCUGCAAACAUUUCCCGUUUCUGCCAGAUUCGUCUCCGUCAUCGGCGCAGAAAAAUGUCGACCAGUCGUCAGCUUAGCGAGUGCAGGGCCAUCCCGACCAGGACGGUGUUGAUCAACGACACAACGCAGCUACCUCAUGACUAUUGCACCACCCCCGGAGGCACUUUAUUCUCCACCACUCCCGGGGGGACCCGAAUCAUCUAUGAUCGCAAGUUCCUGCUUGACAGGCGUAAUUCCCCCAUUGCCCAGACUCCCCCGGCUCACCUGCCCGUCAUCCCUGGAGUGACGAGCCAAAAUGUCCUGAGAGAGAACAAGAAGAACGAAGCCAACAAGCACAUCAUCAAACAUGACGGCAAACCUGCAACCGGGGAUGAUGCUCAGUUUGAAAUGGACAUCUAACAGACUGGAGACACACCAGCACGAAGCAAAUGACCUGGCAUCCCCACGUGCCAGUGGCUUGGCUUGUAGAAACCAAUGUUGUGAGCCCUCACGGCAGCCAUCUUCUUUAGCUCUCUGUCUCGCAGCUGAAUGUAAUGUUUGUAAACCACGGGGAUUCUGCGUGUCACGCAUACGUCUACUCUGGAAAUCAUGUUUAUUUGUAUAGAUCUCCAUGGUUACCAGUUGCUGUACAAACCACACAAUGAGGAAGCCGGCCUGAAUAUUCUGUACCCAGACACUUGGUCCAAUUAGCAGAUUGCAGCGCUCGUCUUCCAGCUUUCUGUGAGCGGAGCACACUAUGAAACUGACGUUAAUUGAAAGAGGAAGCACUGGCCUUGGAAUCAAUCAAAAUCUUUGAUAUUCAUCAUGGUUUUGUUUUAAGAACCCUUGACAACUUGUUUAAGGGAUUUUAUUGUCUUUUUUUCUGAAUGACUUGAAAAACCCCACAAUCUAAAAAUUGAUUGUUCAGUCAGUUAAGUUUCCUGUGAAGGAAUGCAAAGGGAUGUGCUUUUUGUUUUUAUUCUGUGAUUAGGUGAAAAUGCCUUUCCAAUAUUUCAAUUCCCAUUUCCAACAAAAGCCUUCCAACUUUUUCAAAUUAAUCUUAUAUUUUGUUGUCAUCAAAUUAUUGUCUUUCCUAUUAUCACUUGAAUCUAAUUAUAAACCUCGUAAUUAAAAACAAGAUUUUCAAUGGCAAUUAACUUUCAGAACAGCAUAACAAUAUCGCUAAUGUGACCUUCAUAGAAACUGUGUUUACACCUUCCUCUUCCUGAGAAAAGUCAAUUCACUUUCCCUUAUUGACACUUUUUGUUCAUGAUUGGAUCAAUUAAAGAAAUUAGGUUUUACUCUGCAACAUCAGGUGUUUAUUAUUAUCCAGACCAGAUCAAUAAUUAGAUUGUGGAAAGGGUUAAUAUCACGAUAGCAUUUUUCAGGUGAAAAAUAAGAUUUUUGAAAAUUGUCUUAUAUGCAUUCUUAUUUUUUUACGCAAUUUCUGGGUGUUGAGGUUAAUUACUUGGGCAUCAUCAGCAAUGUCGAGCCUUUGGAUGACGUGUCAAUGAACCAGAAGACAUUGUUUACAUCAGGUUCCCCGUGUCCUCGACCCGCCGGACAUCACCCUAUUCCUCCAAUGUGUCACGUCUGUCCAUGCCUUACUUUACAUCAAAUGCAGUAACUACAAUUAGGUUCCUAGCCAUCGAGUUGUAUUUUCCAACAGAUGUUUAUUUUUUCACUGUGACAGUAACAUUGUUCUUGGCAAUUUGGCAAAGCAAAUAAGUUUUAUUUAUUUUUUUUUUUAAUAAUUCUUCCUUCCUCCAGCAGGUGUGAAGUUGUGAGUGGCAGCACACAUUUCAUUUGGGGAUUCUGGAGUUCAGAUAGCGAUGGUUUAAAGAACUCCAUGAGCUCAUUUAGUCUAAAUUCCUUUCCUAAAGUUUGUUUGCUUGUGUUACACCAUCAUAGACACAUUCCCGUCUGUUAAUUGUCCAAGCAACAUUUCUUCACUUGGAAAAUCAAUCACCAUGAAGUUUUUUUACUCAAAACACCAGUUAGUUUCUUUAAACGAGGGGAACCAGUGACUGGCUCAAAGGAUGUCUAUCAAAGGUUUUCUUCUUUUUCUUUUUGGCUACGUAUUUUAUUCUGGCCUCGUUUCGUGAACACUACAUUCAGGGGUUGCUUGAACCCAAUUUGCGUUAAACAUUUUGGCAACAUUUGGCAGCAUUAUAAUUCAGAUUGCAGAUUCAUUUCAAGUCAGUUUGGUUUGGCAAUGAGGGCUUAACAUUGUGUGUUGAAGGUGAUUUGCACCAAAACUUACUGUAACUUUCUGCUCUUAUUUCAAGUACCUUAUUUUAAAUGAAACUCCAAUGCCAGUGGACUCUGUUGCUGCAAGAUCAAUAAAGUUCUGUAACAAAGUAAA
Molecule: messenger RNA, 2488 nt
Organism: Gasterosteus aculeatus aculeatus (three-spined stickleback)
Lineage: Eukaryota; Metazoa; Chordata; Actinopteri; Perciformes; Gasterosteidae
Gene: eif4ebp2
Product: eukaryotic translation initiation factor 4E binding protein 2
Biological process (GO): negative regulation of translational initiation
Cellular component (GO): cytoplasm
Molecular function (GO): eukaryotic initiation factor 4E binding
Source: RefSeq, a predicted model, not a curated record